AGUCAGCUCUGGUGGCAGGCCUCCUUCUCCAGCGUCCACAUCUCACACGGGGCUGGUACCCAGGAGAUUCAGGAAGCCGACAGGGGCCGAGAUGGUAUUCUCUUCUCCUCCGUGGAAUGUGUCAAGUCCACACAGGACCUAGUAAACCUCUAUCUGCACGAAUCGAAUAGGGUUUAUCGGGAUAAGAUGGUGGAAGAGAAGGACCUUGAUCUUUUUGAUAAGAUCCAGGUAGAUGUGGUCAAGAAAAUUUUUGAUGACCUCGAAGAGACUGUGGAGCAGACCCAAAGCCUGAACGUGUAUUGCCAUUUUGCACACAGUAUCGGGGAGCCCAAGUACAUGCCCGUCCAGUCGUGGGAACUUCUGACCCAGACUCUGGUGGAGGCCCUGGAGAACCACAACGAAGUCAACACAGUGAUGGACCUGGUGCUCUUCGAGGACGCCGUGCGCCAUGUCUGCCACAUUAAUCGCAUCCUGGAGUCCCCUCGGGGAAACGCUCUGCUGGUCGGCGUGGGGGGUAGUGGCAAGCAGAGCCUGACUCGGCUGGCGGCUUUCGUCAGCUCCAUGGACGUAUUCCAGAUCACGUUGCGGAGAGGCUACCAGAUCCCGGACUUCAAGGCGGACCUGGCAGGCUUGUGCCUGAGAGCCGGGGUCAAGAACCUUAGCACCGUGUUUCUCAUGACCGACGCCCAGGUGGCUGACGAGAAGUUCCUCGUAUUCAUCAACGACCUCUUGGCAUCUGGAGAGAUCCCAGAUCUCUACUAUGACGAUGAGGUCGAAAACAUCAUAAGCAACGUGAGAAAUGAGGUCAAGAGCCAAGGUCUGGUUGACAACAGAGAAAACUGCUGGAAGUUUUUCAUAGAGCGAGUCCGACGGCAGCUGAAGGUGACUCUCUGCUUCUCCCCGGUGGGGACCAAGCUGAGGGUCCGCAGCAGGAAGUUCCCCGCCAUCGUGAACUGCACGGCCAUUGACUGGUUCCACGAGUGGCCGAAGCAGGCUCUGGAGUCCGUCAGCCUCCGCUUCCUGCAGAACACGGAAGGCAUUGAGACCACAGUCAAGCCAUCAAUUAGCGAGUUCAUGGCUUUCGUCCACACAAGUGUCAACCUGGCCUCCCAGUCCUAUCUGAGCAACGAGCAGCGCUACAACUACACAACGCCCAAAUCGUUCCUGGAGUUCAUCAGGCUGUACCAGAGCCUGCUGCGCAGGAACGGCAGGGAGCUCCGCUCCAAGAUGGAGCGGCUGGAGAACGGAUUGCUGAAGCUCCACAGCACCUCUGCGCAGGUGGAUGAGCUGAAAGCCAAGCUGGCCACCCAGGAAGUGGAGCUAAGGCAGAAGAAUGAAGAUGCCGACAAGCUGAUUCAGGUGGUGGGCGUGGAGACGGACAAGGUGAGCAGAGAGAAAGCCAUCGCCGAUGAGGAGGAGCGGAAGGUGGCUCUCAUCAUGCUGGAGGUGCAGCGGAAGCAGAAGGACUGUGAGGAAGACCUGGCCAAGGCAGAACCGGCGCUCACGGCAGCCCAGGCGGCCCUCAACACCCUCAACAAGACCAAUCUGACCGAGCUGAAGUCCUUUGGUUCCCCACCACCGGCGGUGAGCAAUGUCAGCGCAGCGGUGAUGGUGCUCAUAGCCCCCAGGGGCAAGGUGCCCAAGGACCGCAGCUGGAAGGCCGCCAAGGUCACCAUGGCCAAGGUGGAUGGUUUCCUGGACUCCCUCGUCCACUUUGACAAGGAGAACAUUCACGAGAACUGCCUCAAGGCCAUCAGGCCAUAUCUGCAGGACCCCGAGUUCAAUCCGGAGUUUGUGGCCACCAAGUCCUACGCGGCUGCAGGCCUCUGCUCUUGGGUCAUAAACAUCGUGAAGUUCCACGAGGUGUUCUGUGACGUGGAACCCAAGCGCCAAGCGCUGAACAAGGCCACCUCGGACCUCACUGCUGCCCAGGAGAAGCUGGCGGCCGUUAAAGCCAAGAUCACUCACCUUAAUGAGAACCUGGCCAAACUCACGGCCAAGUUUGAGAAAGCAACAGCCGACAAACUCAAAUGUCAGCAAGAAGCUGAAGCGACUGCAGGCACCAUCUCCCUUGCAAACCGCCUGGUGGGAGGCCUGGCCUCUGAAAACGUGAGAUGGGCAGAAGCUGUGCAGAACUUCAAGCAACAGGAAAGGAAAUUAUGUGGAGACAUUUUGCUUACCGCAGCUUCCAUCUCGUACCUGGGCUUCUUCACAAAGCAAUACCGCCAGAGCCUCCUGGACGCGACUUGGAGGCCCUACCUGAGCCAGCUACAGGUUCCAAUCCCGAUGACCCCCACCCUGGACCCCCUGCAGACACUGAUGGAUGAUGCUGAUGUGGCCACCUGGCAGAAUGAGGGCCUCCCUGCAGACCGCAUGUCCACGGAGAAUGCCGCCAUCCUCCUCAACUGCGAGCGCUGGCCGCUCAUGGUGGACCCUCAGCUACAAGGCAUCAAAUGGAUCAAGAACAAGUAUGCUGAGGACCUCCGGGUCACCCAGAUCGGCCAGAAGGGCUACCUUCAGACGGUAGAGCGUGCGGUGGAAGCCGGGGACACGGUGCUGAUUGAAAAUCUGGAAGAGUCCAUCGAUCCUGUGCUAGGACCCCUGCUGGGGAGAGACGUCGUUAAGAAGGGACGGUUCAUUAAAAUUGGAGACAAAGAGUGUGAAUAUAACCCCAGGUUCCGGCUCAUCCUUCACACCAAGCUGGCCAACCCUCAUUACCAACCCGAGCUGCAAGCUCAGGCCACCCUGAUCAACUUCACCGUGACCAGGGAUGGCCUGGAGGACCAGCUGCUGGCCGCUGUGGUCAGCAUGGAGAGACCAGACCUGGAGCAGCUGAAGUCAGAACUCACGAAGCAGCAGAAUGGGUUCAAAAUCACCCUCAAAACAUUGGAGGACGACCUGCUCUCUCGCCUCUCCUCGGCCUCCGGGAACUUCCUGGGAGAAACGGCCCUGGUGGAGAACCUUGAGACCACCAAGCAGACUGCCGCAGAAGUUGAGAAAAAGGUGCAGGAGGCCAAGGUGACCGAGGCGAAGAUCAACGAGGCCCGGGAGCAUUACCGGCCGGCCGCGGCCCGGGCCUCCCUGCUCUACUUCAUCAUGAACGACCUGGGCAGGAUCCACCCCAUGUACCAGUUUUCCCUCAAGGCCUUCAGCAUCAUCUUCCGGAAGGCCGUGGAGAAGGCGACCUCUGAUGAGACCCUCAAGGCACGGGUGGCCAACCUAAUAGACAGCAUCACCUUUUCUCUGUGCCAGUACACCACCCGGGGGCUCUUCGAGUGCCAUAAGCUGACCUACCUUGCCCAGCUCACCUUUCAGAUCCUCCUCAUGAACCAGGAAGUGAGUGCAGCCGAGCUGGACUUCCUGCUUCGAUCUCCAGCACAGACAGGAGUCACCAGUCCAGUGGAGUUCCUCUCCCAUCAGGCCUGGGGUGGCAUCAAGGCACUUUCAUCAAUGGAAGAAUUCUGUAAUCUGGAUCGGGACAUUGAGGGAUCCGCCAAGAGCUGGAAGAAGUUUGUGGAAUCAGAAUGUCCUGAGAAGGAAAAGUUCCCCCAGGAGUGGAAGAACAAGACAGCCCUGCAGCGCCUCUGCAUGAUAAGAGUCCUGCGACCCGACCGGAUGACCUAUGCCCUGCGAGAUUUUAUUGAGGAGAAGUUAGGAAGCAAAUACGUGGUGGGAAGAGCACUGGACUUCGCAGCCUCUUUUGAAGAAUCAGGACCAGCCACGCCCAUGUUCUUCAUCCUGUCUCCAGGGGUGGAC
Molecule: messenger RNA, 3756 nt
Organism: Odocoileus virginianus texanus
Lineage: Eukaryota; Metazoa; Chordata; Mammalia; Artiodactyla; Cervidae
Source: RefSeq, a predicted model, not a curated record